AUGGUCAACUCCGGUUGUGGCUCCGUCUGCUCUGACCAGAGCUGUGGCCAAGGCCUCUGCCAGGAGACCUGCUGCCAACCCAGCUGUUGCCAGACCACCUGCUGCAGGACCACCUGCUGCCACCCCAGCUGCUGUGUUUCCAGCUGCUGCAGGCCCCGCUGCUGCCAGUCUGUGUGCUGCCAGCCCACCUGCAGCCGUCCUACCUGCUGCAUCUCUAGUUGCUACCGCCCCACCUGCUGCCAGACCACCUGCUGCAGGACCACCUGCUGCCGCCCCAGCUGCUCUGUGUCCAGCUGCUACCAGCCCCAGUGCUGCCAGCCCACCUGCUGCCAGCCGACUUGCUGCCGCCCCAGCUGCUAUGUGUCCAGCUGCUGCCAGCCCACCUGCUGCCAGCCCACUUGCUGCCGCCCCAGCUGCUCUGUGUCCAGCUGCUGCCAGCCCCAGUGCUGCCAGCCCACCUGCUGCCGCCCCUGCUGCUGCCUGCGUCCAGUCUGUGGCCGAGUCUCCUGCCACACCACUUGCUAUCGCCCAACCUGUGUCAUCUCCACCUGCCCCCGCCCCCUGUGCUGCGCCUCUUCUUGCUGCUGA
This is a messenger RNA of Lemur catta (Ring-tailed lemur), 588 nucleotides long. Its product is annotated as keratin-associated protein 4-8-like. The coding region runs from base 1 to 588 and encodes 195 amino acids. Lineage: Eukaryota; Metazoa; Chordata; Mammalia; Primates; Lemuridae. The transcript has a single exon. The record is from RefSeq and is a predicted model, not a curated record. Gene Ontology annotation, cellular component: keratin filament.